AUGGCCAACGCUACCAACGAAACGACUUUCUUAGUUGACGAACAAACAGGAGGAGGAGGAGGAGGAGGAUUAGAGCAGCAAACAAAAAUCGGUGAGGAAGAAGCGACGAAGAAGGACCACCACCAGAACGAACUCCAAAUGGGAAAAGGAACCACUUUUAAUAGCAGCGCAAACGAUGCGAAGGAUGAAAUGACUAAAUUCAAAGUGUAUACGAAAACCGGCGACGACGGGACGUCGUCGUUGUAUAACUUGGAGCGAAGGAAGAAAUCGGACCUCACGUUUGAAGCUUUGGGGGAUUGCGACGAGACGAACGUCGCGGUCGGGAUCGCGAGAGUACACGCGCGCGAUUUCUUUUUGUUUAAUAAUAAUAAUAAUAACAACAGUGGUGCUACGACUUCAGCAGACAUGAACUGUUUCGACGAGGAUGUCUUACCACAUUUGGAGAUUAUUCAGAGUCGAUUGUUAGACGUCGGUUCGGCAGUCGCGACGCCGAUGACGAGCGAGAAGACGAAAGAUGGCAUGAAGAUGAGAUGUCGGUUUGACGAAUCGCACGUCGACGCGAUCGAAUCUUGGAUAGACGCGUACGAGGAAGAGUUACCGGCGUUGACAAACUUUUUAUGUCCAGGAGGUACGAAAUUCGCGGCUUUUUUACACCAAGCGAGGGCGAUAUGCCGAAGGUGCGAGAGGAAAGUACAACCGAUGGUGGAAAGUGGGGACGUGGAGAAAUCGGUCGGGAUGUACUUGAACAGGUUGUCGGAUUAUUUGUUCGUGGCGGCGAGAGUGGCGAAUCAUCGGGUAGGCGUGGAAGACGUGUCCUAUAAGAAAGCGUAG
This is a messenger RNA of Bathycoccus prasinos, 831 nucleotides long. RefSeq names its product ATP:cob(I)alamin adenosyltransferase. The transcript has a single exon. The record is from RefSeq and is a predicted model, not a curated record. NCBI's taxonomy places the organism in Eukaryota, Viridiplantae, Chlorophyta, Mamiellophyceae, Mamiellales, Bathycoccaceae. Gene Ontology annotation, molecular function: corrinoid adenosyltransferase activity. The coding region runs from base 1 to 831 and encodes 276 amino acids.